GAGAAAAUCCCACCAUAAGUAGGGCACCUUCUAGAUUGCUCCUGGGGUUAUAGAGACAGAAAUCUCUGCUAUCCAAAUCAGCAGGAUCCAGCAAAGGAAAUCAUGAUUUUACAAACAUGGGGAAAAAAGUCCAGCUAAGACCCAAGGUGAAUGUCUCUUCUUACAUCCAUUUUAUGAUAAAUUUCAGAAACAAAUUCAAGGAGCAACAGCCAAACACCUACCUUACCUUUAACGAAUUCUCUAGAAGGUGUUCAGAAAAAUGGAGGUCCAUCUCGAAAAAUGAAAAGGCAAAGUUUGAAGCCAUAGCCAAACUCGACAAAGCCCGGUACCAGGAAGAAAUGAUGAAUUACGUGGGCAAGAGAAGAAAGAGAAGAAAGAGGGACCCAUUGGCACCUCGGAAGCCUCCAUCCUCCUUCCUGCUCUUCUCCCUGGACCACUUCGCCAAGCUGAAGCAAGAGAACCCCAGCUGGACAGUGGUAGAGGUGGCCAAGGCUGCCGGGAAGAUGUGGUCCAUGAUUACAGAUGUGGACAAAAAACCCUAUGAACAGAAGGCCGCAAUUAUGCGGGCAAAGUACUUCCAGGAGCGGGAGGCCUACCUCAGCCAAUGCCAGAACAGUAAGAUCAACCUCCAGGGAUCGUCCAAAAGCAGUUUGAAAGAAUAAAAUGUCAUUCAACUGGC
Molecule: messenger RNA, 679 nt
Organism: Rattus rattus (black rat)
Lineage: Eukaryota; Metazoa; Chordata; Mammalia; Rodentia; Muridae
Gene: Hmgb4
Product: high mobility group box 4
Exons: 1
Coding region: 117-662 (181 amino acids)
Biological process (GO): regulation of transcription by RNA polymerase II
Molecular function (GO): DNA binding, bending
Source: RefSeq, a predicted model, not a curated record